This is a messenger RNA of Cercospora beticola, 1693 nucleotides long. RefSeq lists its product as uncharacterized. Lineage: Eukaryota; Fungi; Ascomycota; Dothideomycetes; Mycosphaerellales; Mycosphaerellaceae. The record is from RefSeq and is a predicted model, not a curated record.
CGGCGGCAAUAUUCAAUACCCAAUACUCUGGCGUCAAGAUCAGUAUACUGUAAAAUUUACGUUGCUAACAGUCGUCUAGAUUGAGGGAUGGCUCGUACUCGCAUCGAGGGGCUUUUGUGUAGCAUUGUUGAUGUCAGGUGAUGCCAUUCACUCGAUUGGACCGAGAGCUCGAGUCCAAGCGUGUGCAGCGACUCAUCACUCGCGCAAAUGUGUGAUCCUUCACCAGUCGCGAUGCUGGCGCCUCACUCUUCCUUUCAAGAUAUAUCAUUCCCACAUCACAUAGUCCACAUCAGCACCAGUGCAAAGACCAAAAUCGAAGAAGGCUAGAGACCAGCAGCAAGCAACAUGCCGCGUUCAGAGAUCGGCGAAGACGACGAGAAAGCGGACACGUACGAUCAGUCUCCAGUAGAUGCCCAAAAGUCCGCGAAAGAUGCCGUCGAGUCUGUCGUAGUCACAUCGGGCUGUCGACCAGCAGACGCACCACCUGCCAUAGCGCGUUACCAAGUCCCUGGCGCUCGAGGAUACAAGGCUGCUCCGCUCGCAGCAGCUACCGAAUACUCAGAGACCCUUCCAUACGGUAUUGGUCGGCCACGAGUCGAUUCAGCCCAGACCUCCCGAGGCCAUGGAUUCCUGCAGAAAGAGUAUGGCUGGGGCACAGGAUCGAGCGCCUUCCAGCCACGACCUGUGAGCAAUGCAUAUGCCUUGGGCGCUGCACAGUCCACCUGUGCUGCAGCGCGAACCACAUCUCCGGCGAAUCAAGUUGGGUUGUCCAAGCAGCAGUCGCUGCAACCCGCUGCUAGCUCUACGACCCCGACGUCCUCAAGUACCGGCAAGACGACCGAAGACUGGAAGAUCGGAGAUGUGUUGUGGGUGCCAUGGCACACCCACAACAACGAUCCCAAAAUCGAACCCGACGACGAGCAACUAAGUUACACGCAGCUAGGGCCGCUGCUCACCAAGUGGCGCCCUGCCAUCAUCAUCCGCAAGACUGGCGAAUCCAUGGUCGUCCUGCCCUUGUUCUCCUGGAACGGAGUUGGCCUGGCCAACAAAGUCACCAGAAGCCGUCAAUUCGAGUACUGCUGCGUGCAGCAAGCCGGUCAGCCCAAGGUCGAGAAGCAUCCAACGACGGACUACACUACUGUUGUGCUCUUCUCAGACGACCCAGACUUUGAGCUGAAGCCAACGAGCUGUGUGCAUCUUCUAGGUGGGUAUCCUGUGGGAUAUGAUCACCCGGCACAGAAGAUCGGACAUCUGACUACUGACUCAAUUGACUGUUUGAGGCAUAGCGUGCGAAAGGCGGAGAGUCAGGCUGAUGCGACAUAUGGCAAGCUGACAGCUAAGCAGCUUGCUGAUGCGAUUAAGACAGGGGCCAAGACUGCGCAGGCCAGUGUGAGGAACUUGUUCAUGCGCUCAACGAAAGCCCGAGAGAAUGCCAUGCGUGGCUUUUGAGGGCGUGAUUCACAGGACUUCCAAGCUCUGCUGAUUGAUUGUGAUUCUGCGUCGAUGAGUACGCGGUUCUUGAGAGGCUGGCCAGCAACAUGAAGGAACGAAUUUGUUGGAUGAACUUAAUUGAGGCCAGGGGCUUUUUGCUUGCUUUGCGCACUGGAUGCGAAAGUCUUUUCUUACAUGGGUCGGCAUGCGUGCAUAGACGAGCGAUCGAGCUCGAACACUUUCUUUAAAGGGCACUUGGGGC